AUGGCUAUGGAAGAGAAUCUGAUGAAGAUGGUUUUAAAGAGAACCAUAAUGCUGAUGGAGAAGCUUGCUGCUGAUGAGAAGUUGCUUCCAGGCACCUUGUUGAGUAACCGCUCUCCAAGUCAUGGAACGAGUUCGUGUGGGAAGUCCUUGGGGAGCAACAAGAAUACUGCAACAGGUCCGUUGGUCCCAAAACUUGCAGGAACAGCAAAAAAGUCUGAAACAUUGGCUCUCCCCCUGGAUCAGGAAGGAAGCUCAAUUUCACUUGAAUGCGAUGUAACUUCUGUUGAUGAAGAUGAAGAUGAUGGAACAUCUGAUGGUGAAGUGGCCAGCUUAGACAAGGAAGAUGAAGAAGAUGCCAAUAGUGAGAGAUACCUUGCCUCGAAAGUCUGUACUUUCACUUCUAGUGGCAGUAAUUUCAUGGAACAACACUGGUAUUUUUGUUACACCUGUGACCUUACUGUGUCCAAAGGUUGCUGUUCUGUUUGUGCCAAAGUUUGCCACCGGGGUCACCGUGUUGUCUAUUCACGAUCAAGUCGGUUUUUCUGUGACUGUGGAGCUGGAGGUGUUAGGGGAAGCAGCUGCCAGUGCUUGAAGCCACGAAAAUUCAGUGGCACUGGAAGCGCUCCAGCUCGUAGUACAAAUAAUUUUCAAUCCCUUUUACCCUUGUCUGAGGAUGUAGAUCAGCUUGCAGAAAGCGAUUCAGAUGUGGAAGAAGAUGGUUUCGGGGAGGAAAAUCACGUUGUGUUAUCUAUCCCUAUGGAGACUCAAUAUAAGAUGUCACUGCUACUAGAAGAGCUCGGCAUAGAGGACCGAGUGCUGGAGCUUUUCUCUUCUUUACUUCCGUCUAUCACUAGCAAAAGAGACUCUGGCCUUUCAAAAGAUAAGCAGGUCAAUCUCGGGAAAGACAAGGUUCUUUCAUUUGACACAGAUCUUCUGCAGCUGAAAAAAGCAUAUAAAAGUGGAUCACUCGACUUGAAAAUAAAAGCUGACUAUGCUAAUUCAAAGGAUCUUAAGGCUCUUUUAGCGAAUGGCUCCAUUUUCAAGUCUCUCCUGAGUGUCAGUAUUCGGGGUCGCCUUGCAGUUGGAGAAGGUGAUAAAGUUGCUAUAUUUGAUGUUGGACAGCUAAUAGGACAAGCCACAAUUGCACCCAUAAAUGCAGACAAGGCCAAUGUUAAACCACUAUCCAGGAAUAUUGUUCGAUUUGAAAUUGUGCAUCUUACUUUCAACUCAGUUGUGGAGAAUUAUCUUGCUGUUGCAGGCCUUGAAGACUGCCAAAUACUUACUUUGAAUCAUCGAGGUGAAGUCAUCGACAGGCUUGCUGUUGAGCUUGCCUUGCAGGGUGCAUAUAUCAGGCGUAUAGACUGGGUUCCUGGUUCACAGGUUCAGUUGAUGGUUGUUACAAAUAAAUUCGUGAAGAUUUAUGAUCUAUCCCAGGAUAGUAUCAGUCCAACACAGUACUUCACCUUGCCAAAUGACAUGAUUGUGGAUGCUACCCUCUUUGCUGCAUCUCGUGGGAGAGUUUUCCUUCUUGUUCUUUCAGAACAAGGGAAUUUGUACAGGUUUGAACUAUCUUGGGGUGGAAAUGCAGGCGUAACACCACUUAAGGAAAUCGUUCAGAUUAUGGGAAAGGAUGUUACCGGAAAGGGUUCAUCUGUCUAUUUCUCUCCUACAUAUCGAUUGCUUUUCAUAUCCUAUCAUGAUGGAAGUUCUUUUAUGGGUCGACUUAGCUCAGACGCAACAUCCUUAACUGAAACAUCUGCAAUGUUUGAGGAGGAAUCAGAUUGUAAACAGAGGGUGGCUGGACUGCAUCGUUGGAAAGAGUUGUUGGGUGGCAGUGGCGUGAAAUCGAAUGCUGCCUCAGCUGUGUCCCUGAGGGGUGAUGGGGUAUGUGCACAGAAUCUCCGUCAUCCGACAGGAUCAUCUUCCCCUAUGGUCGGAAUAACCGCAUACAAACCUUUGUCGAAAGACAAUGUUCACUGUCUUGUUCUGCAUGAUGAUGGCAGCCUUCAGAUUUAUUCUCAUGCUCGGAGUGGAGUUGAUGCUUACUCAAAUUUCACAGCUGAAAAAGUUAAAAAGUUGGGUUCUAAGAUACUUAACAACAAAGCCUAUGCUGGUGCGAAGCCGGAGUUUCCCCUGGAUUUCUUUGAGAAGGCAUUUUGCAUUACUGCAGAUGUAAGACUCGGUAGUGAUGCCAUUAGAAAUGGUGAUUCCGAGGGAGCGAAACAAAGCUUGGCAUCUGAGGAUGGCUUUAUUGAGAGCCCCAGUCCCAUGGGCUUCAAGAUUUCCAUAUCCAAUCCAAAUCCUGACAUUGUUAUGGUUGGCAUCCGGAUGCAUGUGGGUACUACAUCAGCAAGCUCUAUACCUUCAGAAGUGACCAUUUUUCAGAGAUCGAUUAAGAUGGAUGAGGGCAUGAGGUGCUGGUAUGACAUUCCAUUUACGGUGGCUGAGUCACUUCUAGCUGAUGAAGAUGUUGUAAUCUCUGUGGGGCCGACUACUAGUGGGACUGCACUUCCCAGAAUAGACUCACUUGAAGUAUAUGGUCGUGCCAAAGAUGAAUUUGGCUGGAAAGAGAAAAUGGAUGCUGUGCUAGAUAUGGAAGCUCGUGUGCUUGGUCAUGGUCUGCUUCUUCCAGGCUCUAGUAAAAAGAGAGCAUUGACACAGUCUGCUUCUAUUGAGGAGCAAGUUAUCGCAGAUGUUUGUAGGCCACGGUACGAAGUGGAGCUUAGCGAACUCAAGUGCAAACAGCUACUGGAGACAAUUUUCGAAAGUGAUAGGGAAACUCUGUUACAAACUGCAGCUUGCCGUGUUUUGCAGUCUGUUUUUCCAAAAAAGGAGACAUACUAUCAGGUCAAAGACACCAUGCGACUUCUUGGAGUGGUCAAGGUCACCUCUAUUCUUUCUUCAAGGUUGGGAAUUUCUGGUACUGGAGGUUCGAUUGUUGAAGAGUUCAAUGCUCAGAUGCGGGCGGUGUCUAAAAUAUCUUUGACCCGUAAAGCAAAUUUCUCCGCGUUUUUGGAGAUGAAUGGUUCUGAAGUAGUGGAUAAUCUGAUGCAUGUGCUAUGGGGGAUUUUGGAGUCGGAGCCACUUGAUACACCAACUAUGAACAAUGUCGUGAUGUCUUCCGUUGAACUAAUCUAUAGCUAUGCGGAGUGUUUAGCAUCGCAAGCAAAGGUUACAGGGGUUCAUUCUGUGGCUCCUGCUGUUCAGUUACUGAAAGCACUUAUAUUAUUUCCUAAUGAGUCUGUGCAAACAUCCAGCAGAUAUGCACCAGUGUGCUAA
This is a messenger RNA of Thlaspi arvense, 3279 nucleotides long. The record is from the annotation of a GenBank genome assembly. Lineage: Eukaryota; Viridiplantae; Streptophyta; Magnoliopsida; Brassicales; Brassicaceae.